AUGUCCGAUCAGCAAGGAAGAAAUGAGAAGAGAACCACAACUGCUUACAAUAACCCACACAUAACCAUCGGGUUGGAGGGGAAGCAGGAAGUUGGGAAGUUUUGGCCGAGGGAUGUCUCCAAGCAGCUGAGCGGUAUGUACAACAUCAAACUGAAGCAUCUCUACUCCUCAAAGCAAGAGGAAUCGCCAAAGUAUCGAGUAUAUCAAUGCGACAGCCACGAAGACUGCCAAUUUAAGGACGGAGUAGAUCGAGGAGCGGAAAGGCAAGAACUGAGAAGUCAAAGGAAGCAACCUCAAGUAAAAGACGGCGGGCAGAGACCAGUAAUACUGGUCCAGUAUGCGAGAGCCAUCGACAAGCAUGGAAUUGGAAGUAGGAGAAGAACCAAAACCGA
Perkinsus marinus ATCC 50983 is the source of this 392-nucleotide messenger RNA. RefSeq lists its product as hypothetical. The record is from RefSeq and is a predicted model, not a curated record. The transcript is spliced from 3 exons. NCBI's taxonomy places the organism in Eukaryota, Perkinsozoa, Perkinsida, Perkinsidae. The annotation marks the transcript as partial.